Molecule: messenger RNA, 12027 nt
Organism: Aspergillus pseudotamarii
Lineage: Eukaryota; Fungi; Ascomycota; Eurotiomycetes; Eurotiales; Aspergillaceae
Exons: 10
Coding region: 181-11967 (3928 amino acids)
Biological process (GO): secondary metabolite biosynthetic process; fatty acid biosynthetic process
Molecular function (GO): 3-oxoacyl-[acyl-carrier-protein] synthase activity; phosphopantetheine binding; fatty acid synthase activity
Source: RefSeq, a predicted model, not a curated record
CUGAUAGAGUCCCAGAUCAGUCCAUGUCUCAUUGAGGCCAGUACUAUACCUCGAAGACAGGACAGAUGCGUAUAAAACGAACAGUUUCGCUCAUGAUAGCGAUUCAUUCGAGCAAUUACAGCCUACAACAAAGCCCCUUUGUCUCUUCCACUGGAAUUACUAGAGUAACGCCUGCCUACCAUGCCUGAACCAAUUGCCAUUAUUGGGAUCGGUUGCCGUUUCCCAGGAGGUUGUGAUACUCCUAGCAAGCUCUGGGAGCUUUUAAGAGACCCUUACGAUAUUUCCAAGAAGGUCCCUUCUGAUCGAUUUAAUGUUGAUAAUUUUUACCACCCAGAAGCAACUCACCAUGGAACUACCAACGCAACGAAGUCCUACUUUCUUGAAGAGAAUAUUGCUCAUUUUGACGCGCCAUUCUUCAACAUACAACCAAUGGAGAGCGAUGCCAUUGACCCACAGCAACGUCUACUCCUGGAAACUGUGUAUGAUUCUCUCUGUACUGCAGGUCUGCCCAUGGAGAACCUCCGUGGGUCGUCUACAGCAGUCUACGUGGGUAUGAUGUGUGAUGAUUGGUCUACCAUGGUGGCCAGCGAUAUUGAGGCACUUCCGACAUACACGGCUACUGGGUUAGCUCGAAGUAUAGUCUCCAACCGGAUAUCCUACGUUUUCGACUGGCAUGGUCCAUCAAUGACCAUUGAUACAGCAUGCUCGUCCAGUCUUGUGGCCGUGCAUCAAGCCGUGCAAACACUUCGUAGCGGUGAAUCUUCUCUCGCUAUAGCAGCAGGAACGAACUUGAUUUUGGGCCCGACCAUGUAUGUGACGGAGACAAACCUGCGCAUGCUGUCACCAAAUGGCCGGUGUGCAAUGUGGGAUCGCGCCGCAGAUGGCUACGCUCGCGGAGAGGGUGUGGCAGCCGUGGUCCUGAAGACUUUGAGUCAAGCUCUUGCUGAUGGGGACCACAUUGAAUGCAUCAUUCGCGAGACUGGUGUCAAUCAGGAUGGACGGACCACUGGUCUUACUAUGCCGAGUAAUAUUGCACAAACGGCACUGAUUCGCGACACCUACCGUCGGGCCGGCCUGGAUAUCAAUAACCCUCUCGACCGUCCUCAGUUCUUCCACGCUCACGGUACUGGAACUCAAGCUGGCGACCCUCAAGAGGCGGAAGCGAUAUCGGCAGCAUUAUUCCCUAGAGACUCGAUUUCUGACACCAAAUUACUCGUUGGCUCUAUCAAGACCGUGAUAGGUCACACUGAAGGCUCUGCUGGACUGGCAUCUUUGAUUGGAUCAUUACUGGCCAUGAGACAUGCGGUCAUUCCGCCAAAUCUGCACUUUGAUCGAUUGAGUGACAAGGUCGCACCAUUCUACACCAAUCUAGAGAUCCCCACAGAGCCUUUACCUUGGCCUACACUGGCUCCUGGUCAGGUCAAACGGGCUAGCGUUAAUAGCUUUGGUUUUGGUGGAACCAAUGCCCACGCUAUCAUCGAAAGCUUCGAGCAGGGCUUUCAACAAUCAUCUGAACCUUCCUUAAUCUCAACCUUCACCCCUCUGAUCUUUUCUGCCGCUUCUGAAAAAAGCCUUAGGGCUAUGCUGUCCACCUACUCAAGCUACAUAACAACAAAUUCCACCUUGGACAUCCAAGAUCUCAUUACAACGCUGUGUUCGCGCCGCUCGACACUUCCUUAUCGAACAUAUGUUCCAGUCCGCGACAACGAAGGACUAGCCCAGCAGCUGAAAAUCAUGGCAGAUGCUGCCAGCAAUGAGACGGAACUCAGCAGUCGCCGUUAUCAGAUCGAUAAUCCUGCUAUUCUUGGUAUCUUCACCGGACAGGGGGCGCAGUGGCCGCGGAUGGGAGCGUGCCUUCUUGAGUCAUCUGUGUUUUGCCAGCAAAGAAUUGCUUACCUUGAUUCAGUCCUUCAGGACUUGCCUGUGGAGCAUAGACCUAGCUGGACCAUUCAGGACCAGUUGCUUGCCACUAGCGAGACCUCGCAUAUCACAGAGGCUGCGGUGUCGCAGCCUCUAUGUCUUGCGAUUCAAAUCGUACUGGUCGACGUUCUUCAUGCGGCAGGAAUUCUCUUCAAAGCAGUCGUGGGCCACUCAUCUGGCGAGAUCGCUGCUGCAUAUGCGGCGGGUCUUGUCUCUGCCGAGGAUGCUGUACGCAUUGCAUAUUACCGUGGUAUGCAUGCCAAACAUGCGUCAUCCCCCAAUGCUGAAAAGGGGGCUAUGAUGGCUGUUGGCACCUCUCAUGCCGAAGCUCUGCACAUCUGUGCUAAUCCACGCUUCAAAGAUCGCAUUCAGGUUGCAGCAGUGAACUCCAGCUCUAGUAUAACACUCUCUGGCGAUGAGAGAAUGAUCGAUGAGGCCCUCGAGAUGCUGAAGGCACAGCAGAAAUUCGCUCGAAAGCUGAAGGUUGAUACUGCCUAUCACUCAGCCCAUAUGUUGCCCUGUGCAGUUCCCUAUCUAGAGUCCAUGAGAUCAUGUGAGAUAGGGGUCAAUGAAGGAACAGGGCCAGUGUGGCUCUCAAGUGUUAUCGAAGGACAAAGGAUGUCAAAGGAAUUGCUCUCUGAGGUUUAUUGGGUUGACAACAUGUGCAACACAGUUUUAUUCUCUAGUGCUGUCUCUCAAGCCGUCUCUGAGCUUGGACCGUUCGAUUUAACUAUAGAAAUCGGGCCACACCCGGCGUUGAAGGGUCCAGCGACAGCAACUCUAGAGGAGUUUGGAUGCAAUGCCCCCUAUACCGGUGUCUUGACCCGCAUGAAAAAUGACUGUCACGAAUUAUCCGCAGCCCUGGGCUUCGUAUGGAUGCAUCUUGGAUCCGGCAGCAUUCAAUUCGAUGCAGUCAAUCAGCUCCUAUCUGGGUCAAAAGGUAAUAGAAGAAUUCUCACUACAUUGCCCUCGUACCCGUUCGAUCACCAGCGUGAGUACUGGACAGGAUCCCGAGUCUCCAACCACCAUAAAUUCCGCCGCAAUCCCCCAAACCCGCUGCUCGGUACCCAAUGCUGCGAGGCGAGUACUUUCCAGGAACUUCAAUGGCGAAACAUUCUCCGUCCGAGCGAAAUCUCUUGGCUUAGUGGCCACCGACUACAAGGCCAGAUGGUUUUCCCAGCCACGGGCUAUGUUUCUAUGGCGAUUGAAGCUACAAAGCAGCUUCUCAACCGGAAACAGAUUUUCUGUUUGAAAGUUUCCGACCUAGAAAUUGGCCGUGCGAUUGCCUUUGGUGACGAUGGGGCUAGUAUUGAGGUCAUCUUCAAUGUUAGUGUGCUGCAUACUUCUGAACAAUCAAUGAUCACUCAAUUCGCCUGUUAUUCGAUCACGAAGGCGGAUGGAAACGAAGUCUUGAACGCGAAAGGCAAGGUUAUCACAGAUUUCGGCGCUUCUAGUCCCACGGCACUUGCCAACUAUGAAUCAGAUCCCUUCAACCUGGUUACUGUUGAUGGGAAUGAGUUCUACCGGUGCCUUGCCAAGAUCGGUUAUAAUUACUCCAGGCCUUUCCAAGGGGUGUCACAAAUCCAACGGAAGCCCGGAUAUGCCACUGGCUUGAUCGAGGAUCAGUCUGGCAUGGCAUGGGAGGAUAACCUGAUCUUCCAUCCGGGAAUUCUUGACACUGCCUUACAAACCGCCUUCGCGGCGUGGUCCUUCCCUGGCGAUGGUCAGAUAUGGUCCCUUCACGUUCCCACGCGGUUUGAAUCAUUGGUCUUCAACACCCACUUUAGUCAUCUUGGGUUGGGCAAACAGGGCUCCUUCAAAUACGAGACAUUUAUUCGUACCAAUACCCAAGGAAGCUUGACUGCCGAUAUUCACUUGUACACAGCCGAUGGCAAGAACUCGUGCAUCCAGAUUGAAGGGGCAUCUCUCGUCCCAUUCUCUCCGGCCUCUGCUAAGGAUGACCUACCGCUCUUCUCAAGCUUCAGGCUGAGGCCUGCUGUUCCUGAUGGUCAUCUUGCAGCAAUGGGCGAGACGCUCUCCCCUUCUGAGGUACAGGUUUACAAGGAUAUUGACCGUGUUGCGUUUUGGUACAUCUGCAACGUUGUUCGAUCAAUUCCCCCAGAGGAGCGGGAUCAGAUCCUGCCCCAUUUCAGGUACUAUCUUCGAUGGUGUGAACGCAUGAUUGACAUGGUUUGUCGUGGCGAACAUCCCAAAGUACCGCCUGAAUGUCUCAAUGAUGACAGAGAAGAUAUCAGGCAGAUCUUGAGCAAAUACGAGGGACGAAAAGAUAUUCGCUUCGUGGAGGUCGUGGGCGACCAUCUCGUGGAAGUGGUCCGCAGCGGUACUAGCAUGUUGGAACACAUGAACCAGGACGGGCUUAUGCUCGCGGUAUACGAGAAUGGCUUGGCCGCUGGCCCAAAUAACCGCUGGAUGAGUCGCAUAGUUGCCCAAAUUGCGCACCGCUAUCCGGGAAUGCACAUUUUUGAAAUCGGAGCUGGAACAGGCGCGUCGACCAAGACAAUCUUGCCUGAAUUGGGCUCGGCCUUUGCCACAUAUACCUUUACUGACAUUUCUAGUGGAUUCUUCCCGGAGGCAGAGGAGCGCUUCAAAGAAUACGCAAACCGUGAGCAGGGGUUCACAGAAGGACAGUACGACGUCGUUAUCGCUGCCAAUGUCCUGCAUGUUUCAGCUGACAUGCAGCAAUCCAUGGCGAACGUCCGCCGGCUAUUGAAACCUGGAGGUUACUUACUUACGUUGGAAGUGACCAACUGCGACCUUCUUUUCAGUGGUAUGACGGUGGGAACACUUCCAGGCUGGUGGGUCGCAGCCGAGACAGGACGACCGUGGGGACCUUGCCUUACACUGCCUCAGUGGGAUGCUGUUCUCCGGCAAACUGGCUUUUCAGGUAUUGAUACGACAACACCUGAUAUCAGCGAAUCUCUUCCCGUGACAGUGUUUGUUUCCCAGGCUAUUGAUGAUCGUGUGGCUGUCCUUCGCAACCCCCUUUCCCUGUCGUCUGAGCAGGAGAGACUGGGCACAUUGGUAAUUAUCGGUGGCACGACACUGCCGGUUUUCCAUCUCGUCGAAGAUAUUUGCGCAAACCUAUCUUCCAAGUUUUCCAAUACCAUCAUCUGCGAGAGCAUUGAGGAUCUUGCAUCUCCUAGUUCGGUGGCACCUUCAGGGGCCACCAUUCUGUGUUUGACAGAGUUCGAUGAACCGUUCAUGAAAAGGCUAACUCCGCAGAAGUUUCAUAGCCUACAAAGACUUUAUGAGAUAGCGGGGACGUUAGUAAUGGUUUCGUGUGGCUGCAGGGCAGAUGAACCCUACUCCAUGAUGCUUGUCGGGAUUGGGAGGACGGUGAAAACCGAAAAUCCGAACAUCAACCUCCAACUAGUUGACAUCGAAAAGAUCGAUAAUUCAACAGCCAAUAUUCUGUCUGAAACUAUUGUCAGCCACUAUCUUCUGCGAAAAUGGAGGUCCAGGACAGAGCCUCUCCUCUGGUCUACAGAACCAGAAAUCAACUAUCAAGACAGACGCAUGUUGAUUCCAAGACUCUUACCCAGCACGGCUAAAAACCAACGCUACAAUUCGCAACGACGGGUGAUCACCAAAGAAGUCGAUCCACAGAAAGAGACCCUACAGAUUAUUAAGGCUGGUGCAAUAUUUAAUAUCGAAGAGGUCUCGCCCUUAUAUAAUCCUAGCGCAACAUCAUCCGACGAUGUGCUGGUUCGGACAAUUUACUCCUCACUUCAGUCUUUGAAGGUCGGGAGCACGGGGUUUCUCCGACUCGUCUACGGUGUGAUCCAUGAUUCAGGGAAAACAGUCAUUGCCCUUACAUCGUCUACUCAGUCACCGGCCGUUAUACCGUCGAAGUGGUGUGUCACAGUGGAACGCCAUGCUAUGGGCCGUAGCCCCUUAUCCUUUCUUGCCUCGGUCGCUGCUAAAAUAUUAAUGACAGCAGUGCUAAACACUGUAACAGAAGGCGAGGUACUCGUGGUUAGGGAGGCAGAUGAGCCUAUAAGGUCUUACCUGCGGGACGGUGCCAGGGUUCUGGGUGUCAGGAUUCUUUUUGUCACCAGUCAGGACCACGAUGAUACUGCUGACAGUUUUUACAUCCACCCCAGGCUGUCGCAGCAGAAGCUGAAGCAGCUGCUUCCUGAAAAUGUCACUACCUACGUUGAUCUUUCGGUCGGGUCAGACAGCAGCAGUUUCUCAGAAAGUAUUGAAAGGUGUCUCCCGCCACAAUGCACGCACAUUAAGCGCAGCUCUCUCCUCAGCAAUGAUCUCAAUUAUCCAUCUCUGAGUGUUGCCGGCAGUAUCAAUCAGCUUCUUCGGCAGGCAAUCGAGACUGUCACCCAUUCUGCCGAGCCUAUGGUCAUUCCGCUUAGCCACGUACCUAGUCUUUCUAUGCCUGAUGAGCGUUUUGCAGUGGUUGAUUGGUCGAUCCAAUCUGCCCCCGUUAGAGUACGGCCAAUUGAUUCUGGCAAUAUCUUUAGAUCAGAUCGCACCUACUUCCUUGUCGGUCUGGCUGGUGAGCUUGGUCAGUCUUUGUGCCAAUGGAUGAUUUCCCAUGGAGCAAAAUAUGUUGUCCUGAGCAGUCGAUCUCCAAAGGUCAAUCCGAAGUUUACAGAGGCAAUGGGACGGCAAGGAGCCACUGUGAAAACGUUUUCGCUGGAUGUUACGAGCCGAAGGUCUCUAUGGGCGUGUUACCGAGAGAUCAACCGCACCUUGCCCACCAUUGGCGGCGUUGUCAACGGUGCCAUGAUCCUUCAAGACAGUGUUUUUGAAAAUAUGACUUACGACCAGUUCCUAAAGGUAAUAAAGCCCAAGGUCGAAGGUACCAAGCUCUUGGACGAACUAUUCUAUGACACGCCUCUGGAAUUCUUCAUUGUCACUUCAUCAAUCACCGCCGCGAUUGGCUUCAGUGGACAGAGCAACUACUCAGCGGCGAACACAUUCAUGACCUCUCUGAUGUACCAGCGGAGGAAAAGGGGUGUUCCCGGAUCGGCAAUGGAUAUCCCUGCGGUGCACGGUAUUGGUUACGCAGCUCAAGAAGAUAACUUUGAUUUUGAGUACUUCACUACCCUCGGCUAUAAUAAUGUCUCGGAGCAAGACUUCUGCACACUGUUCGCAGAAGCCAUUCUCUCCGGUCGUCCUGGCUCGCCUGAUGAGGCUGAGGUUGUAUCAGGUGUAAACUACGUUCCUGCGGACUUGGAUAUACCACAGACUCAUACUAGAGACAUCAAAUUUUCUCAUUAUAAUCUGACAACAAAGGAAGGGUCCACGACAGGUAGUGGCAAGGCUGCUGCGCAGGUGAGGGUCCAACUGCAGGGCGUUACUGAAGAGGAAGCGAUAUACGAGAUUAUCAAAGAAUCAUUUGUGGUGAAUCUCAAAAAGGUCCUACAGAUCUCACCUGAGGAUGAUGUCAACCUAUUCACACCACUCGUGGAACUAGGCCUAGAUUCACUAGUGGCAGUCAUGGUUCGCUCGUGGUUCUUGAAAGAGAUUGAGGUUGACAUUCCAGUCUUGAAGAUCCUUGACGGCAGUUGUAUUUCCGACCUUCUCCAGGUUGCUGUCCAAAAGAUACCUGCGUCGAUUACUGGUGCAGGUGAACCAAAGCACGAUGCAGCUGAUAUUCUCAGCGAACAGUCGCCUCAAAAACCAAAGAAACCCAUCUCCGAAACUGCUAUUUCGGAAGUACCCAGUGACUCUGCGUCUAACUAUUCCCCACUCAGAACGCCAAGCGAAAGCGAGGCUUCCUCUAUUGAGCUGCUGACACCAGACGAACCCGUGGAGUCCAAGCAGCUACAAUCACCACAUGAGCUAGCUCAAUCACAACGCGACUUCGUUGGUCGGAUAUCUCGCCCUGUACGUGAGUCUAUGUCCUUUGCACAAGCCAGGUUUUGGUUCCUUCACCAUUUCUUAAAGGACAAGAACGCUCUGAACUUUUCAACUUCUGUACGUCUUUCUGGAAAUCUCCGCGUUGGAGCUUUUGAGCAGGCUUUGGAUACCGUUGUCCAACGGCAUGAGGGUCUCCGCACUAGGUACCUAUGGUCAGAUGGAGAUACUAGUACCCCAAUACAAGAGGUGGUUGAUUAUCCCUUGUUGAAACUAGAGACCAAGCGCAUAAACUCCGAGGCUGAGGCAGCCGAAGAGCUCGAGAGACUACAAAGGCAUGAAUAUAACUUGGAAGACGGGAACUCAAUCAGAGCAAUGCUACUUACUCUAUCAGAUACCGUUCACUACUUUCUCAUUGGCUGUCAUCACAUUUCCCUGGAUGGACAAAGCAUGCAUGUUCUUCUCUCCGAACUCGACAGUGUAUACAACGGAAAGACUCUUCCUGAAAUUACACAAGCCUCUCAAAACCGAAGCUUUUCUGCCCGACAGCAACGUGAUGAUCAGUCCGGACUUUUGAGGAGUCAUAUUGACUAUUUUCGGACCGUCAUCCGUGGUGAUCCCGGCGCAAUUGAGCUUUUCCCUCUUGUUGAUAUCCCAAAGCGCAGAACUCUGGAUACUUACAGGCAUUAUCGGGUGUCAACCAGGUUAGGAACUGUGCUAGCUAGCAAGGUGAAAGCUAUCGCUCGCAAGCUCCAUAGCACAAACUUCCAUUUUUACCUUACCAUUCUCCAAGCCAUGGUCUUUCGCAUGCUUCCCAAUACCAAUGAAUUCUUCAUUGGCAUUGCAGACUCGAACCGAGUCGACAAGGAUUCAAUCAACACGAUUGGGUGUCUCGUCAAUUUAUUACCGCUCAAAUUCGACCGGGCAGAGUUCUCCAAAUUGGACAGCGCGGUUAAGCUCACUCGCAGCAAAGUGUAUUCUGCGCUACAGCACUCCAGAGUGCCGUUUGACGUUCUUGUUAACGAGUUGGGGAUCAAUCGUUCCACCACGCACACGCCAGUCUUCCAGAUCUUCAUGGACUACCGACUGGGCGAUCAGGAGAAAACAACUCUGGCCGGUUGUGAUGGCGAGCUGUCGUGGAAUAACGCUGCAACUGGAUAUGAUCUGCAUAUGGAAGUGCUUGAUACGGUAGCUGGAGAGUCGCUAGUUGUCUUGAAGGUCCAAGAGGCUGUCUAUUCCAAGGAAGCCGCCGAACUACUGCUUGGUGCUUUCGUCAAUAUCCUAGAGCACGCUACAAAGAGACCUGCGGAACAGGUUGAUCUGUCAACACCUCCAUUAUGGUCUGGUGAGGCUAUUGAUAGUGCUUUGACUUUAGGGAAGGGCCCCGAGUUGGAAACUGAAUGGCCAGCCACGGUUGCCCAUCAAAUCGAUAAAAUAAUUGAUGCACAUCCUGAAACCACUGCAGUCAGGGACGGACAUGGAAACGUUCUCACAUAUAGCAGGAUGGCCAACCGCGUAAAUACAAUUGCUGCUACCCUACUUCAACAUAUCUCUGGUGGUGACAGCGUAGCUGUUUUCCAAGAGCCAGGCGCAGACUGGAUUUGUUCGAUGCUCGCUAUUUUCCGUCUUGGUGCAGCAUAUGUUCCUCUAGACCUAAAGAAUGGCCUGGAACGGCUUGCAGGUGCUGUGGAAGUUGCUCAGCCACAAAUCAUCCUGUACGACAAGUGGACAGAACCUCAUGUUGCCAAUCUUCGGGCGUCAGAUGCGGUUGUCAUCAAUGUCUCCAGUAUUUGCAACACUACUGCUGCAAACAUAGUGAACAGGGCCACUGCGGAGAGUACUGCCGCAAUACUGUUCACCAGCGGAUCCACUGGUGUCCCCAAGGGUAUUGUCCUGCCGCACUCCUGUUUCGCAACGCAUGUUGAAGCGGUCGAAAAAGCUUGGAAGGUUGGACCGAGCGUGGUCCUCCAGCAAAUCGCCCUCAGUUUUGACUUUUCAUUGCAUCAAAUAUUCACAGCCCUGGCCAAUGGAGGAACCCUCUACGUGGUUCCGUCCGCGAAACGGGGUGACCCAUACGAAAUUUCAAGGAUUAUGAUGCAAGAAAAGGUUACCCACACCCUCGCCACUCCAACGGAGUAUGGCAUGUGGUUUGACGCUGGGUCGGACAUCCUUUCCCGGUGUGUACAUUGGAAAUGGGCUCUUACCGGUGGCGAGGCCCUACCAAAGUCGAUUGUUCGACGAUUCCGAGACUUGAAAUCCAGUAACCUGAAGGUCUUCGACUUCUACGGUCCGGUGGAGGCCACCAUUGCUCUAACUAAGGGGGAAGUUGAUUUCGCACUUGCUGAUCUUGAACCACCCAUUCCAGUCGGGAGUAUCCUGCCCAACUAUUCGGUCUACAUCCUAGAUGAAGCCCUACACCCUCUCCCGAUCGGUGUUCCCGGGGAGAUCGUUGUUGGAGGUCCAGGAAUUGCAGCAGGAUAUCUUGGACAACCUGAGCUUACCAAUGAGAAGUUCAUUCCUGUUCCUCACAUCUUGCAGGAUAGGCGCGCAGAGGCCCACGGCUGGAACAAACUUUAUCGAACAGGAGACCGGGGGCGUCUCAACAGGGAUGGCACUCUCAUCUACGAGGGUAGAAUCAACGGGGAUAACCAGAUCAAACUUCGUGGCAUCAGAAUUGAACUAGGAGAGAUUGAGAAUGCCAUCUUGCAAGUUGCAAACGGCAAGCUCUGUCAAGCGUUGGUGGCUGUCCAUGGAGAAGCUGCUGACAAGUUCCUGGUGGCUUAUGUUGUUUUCUCGUCGCUAGGCGAGCCCAGUGAGAGGGUCCUGACAGAUAUUCAAGCAGCACUUCCACUUCCUAACUAUAUGCGUCCUUCACUAUUCGUUCCCAUCGAACGUGUCCCUGUGAACGUGCAUGGGAAGGCAGAUCGCAAAGCUCUUUACAAUAUUCCUCUACCAGAUAUUUCAAGCCCAGGCCCUACCAACCCUGAUAAGAUGAAUGAACGAGAAACCAGACUAUGUGAACUAUGGAAAGAGGUUCUGCCAGGAUCUGGAACAACAAUUCACGCGGGUACAGACUUCUUCCAUAUCGGGGGUAACUCGCUCCUUCUCGUGAAACUUCAACGCGUCCUUCAAGAAUCAUUGGCGUUUACGCCGCGACUGGCUGAUCUUAUGAACUCUAGCACGCUGGGUGAGAUGGCUAAAUUGCUAGAGGAUACCUCUGUUAAUGUUGUCGACUGGGAGGUCGAGCUCGCUAUCCCACCAUCCUGGGCCAAUAUCCUUCCAAGCGUCCCAGUAUCCCGCGCAAACGACAACUUAACUAUAGUUUUGACAGGUGCCACCGGGUACAUUGGCCGUCAUCUGCUCUCCUCGCUAAUUGAAGAUGCUCGAGUUUCGAAGGUCAUUUGUCUUGUCCGCGACGUGACGAAGUUAGCAAUAGACUCGGAGAAAGUCAAGGCCAUCGAGUGCAACUUUCAGAAGGCCAAGCUUGGUCUUUCAUCAGACACCCUAAACAAUUUGUCUGAUAACGCCGACAUAGUGGUGCACUGCGCGGCUAAUCGCUCUUUCUGGGAUGACUAUCAGGCACUCCGGGCCGUUAAUUUCCUUUCUGUCCACGAACUUGCUCGGUUGUGUCUUUCCCGCAAGAUUCCACUUCACUUCUUUUCUUCUGGAGCCCUCAGGCACCACGAUAUCCUGCCCGAUGCUCGAGGUGGGUACUUGACCAGCAAAUGGGCAGCGGAGCAAUUUCUUCACAAUGUAUCUCAACAAUUUAAUAUCCCAGUGUACAUCCACACCCCAUGUGAAGCACCGCCAGAUACGCCAUUCACGACCAGCUCCAUAGUGGAGCAGGACUUUAUCGAUUGUGCCCAGCUCAUCGGUGCGCGCCCCGAUAUUACAGCGACAUCUGGUUAUAUGGACCUUCGGCAAGCGACUACAUUUAUUGCUUCGGUAUCCGAGGUUAUCCUCAAGACUAUGGACGAUAACGAUGGCAUGGACGCUGUAUACAAGAGAGUGUUAUACCCUGCCGACCAUCGGUUUGACAUCCAAAGCUCUAUGAAGGAAGCUUACUCGAGAUCCACGUGGAAAUCUCUCCCGACAAUGGAUAUGCUUCAGUGGAUGGGCAAGGCGAAACAAAACGGUUUCCCUUAUGUUUUGACAGCUCAGAAUAUUAUUAUGAGUUCGGGACAGGGGCGGGUUAUUUCUCGGCGAUAGGUUUUCUGCAUUGUAUGGCACAUCAUUUCAAGUUGUAUAUAUUUUUAAAGGCUGCAUGUG